This is a messenger RNA of Salvelinus sp. IW2-2015, 3657 nucleotides long. The record is from RefSeq and is a predicted model, not a curated record. NCBI's taxonomy places the organism in Eukaryota, Metazoa, Chordata, Actinopteri, Salmoniformes, Salmonidae.
CUCUCUCUCUGUUUCUCUCUGUCUUUCUUUGUGCCCCAGAGUUGCUCUCUCUCUGUUCAGUAUAGUCAGGUUGAGUGGUAGGAGGGGGAAUGUAUGGCAGAGACUGAGGGUCUUACUGAGUGUGGGAGAUGAGAGUGUGAGGGUUUUUUAGGAAGAAGAGUGUGAGGGGGUUAUAGGAAGACGGGUGUGGGGCAAGAGAGUGUGUGUAUAUGUGAGUGAGGGUAGUGUGUUUGUGAGUGUGUGUGUGUGAGUGUCCGUGGGGGUGAGCUGCUCGCGUGUCACAUUCCAGCUUCCAGGGAUCGACCCCUGUAUACCGGGAAACGGACCUGGAAAACUUUGAAAAAUCAUUCUUGGGAAACUGUGUGAUUGUAAAACCUCUGAAAACCUGUACCUCUCUGUGACUUUGAACUGUUGCUGGUCUCGCUCGGAAAAUACUCAUCUGUUGAAGGAGGGAUUCUCUCUACUCUCCACUUCCUCUGAUUCUGCUGCUGGGUCUCUGGGCUUUGGAUAGUGGUUUCACUGGUGCCGCACUUACCACGGCUCAAAAACAGGACGGGAGGAGAAAAAAGAAGAGGGCAGAUGAAGAAAGGAGAACAAGAAAUGUAAAAAGUGUGUCAACAGAAUGGAUUAAUAGUCUGGAUCAUGGAUGUGUAGAAAUAGGUUUUCGUCUGCACCUGCAGUCUCACAGAAACAGAGUAGAAGAAGAGGAAAAAGGAGAGAAGAAGGAGACAUACGGAUGGAAAGGAGGAAGAGGGGAGAACGAGAGAGGAAAGGAGAGGCUAAAAAGGAGAGUUCAUGAACUGUGUUUAGUCGAGUCAUUCUAACUGUAUUAGACUGUAAUCCGUUGAGUUGAGUGUUCUAAUGAGGUCUAACGAGCUGUAACCAGUUUUAACGAGCUGUGUGUGAGCCAAGUCUGACUCUUAUAAAACUCACCUAUCAUUAUCAGCUUAGUCUGUUUGAUAAGGACAUCAUAAUAGAUUUCAUUUCACCUUUAGCUGACCUGGUCUGUUCCCCUCUUUUUCUCUUUGUUUCUCUCUCCCCGUCCAUCACAAAGCAGCCUUCAUGGAUCGUUUCACUGACGGUCAACUAAACUCAGUCUGAGUUCCAGAGGUGGGACCAAGUCGUUGUUUUACAAGUCACAACCUACAUCGACAGAGAAGACUGCUGUGCUGUUCUCAGCUGAGGGCAGGAGAGAAUUCAGUUCAGACUUUAUGGAAGGGGGUAGCCAGAAGACCUGAUGAUGCCCUAAGGGUUCAAAUAUUGUUUCCAUAAAACCAUAUAGGAUUAAAGACCAGAGUCAGCCGAGUCUGACUUAUAGACAGAAGAUACUAGCCUAGACCAGAGAGGCCAAAGACACAGUUAGUGACGUCAUCAUGAAUGCCCCGCCCACAGGAAGUCCCAGCCCAAAUAUGGAGGUGAAGGUGGUCUCCCAGGAGAUGGCGUUGUUUAGCAACGCCCUGGCGGCCUACACCUUCAUAGCAGACCAGCCGGAGCGAGCAGCUCUUGUGUUUGUUAGUGGUGUGUGUGUGGGUCUCCUUCUCACCCUCUGUGCCCUGGUGGUCCAGAUACACUGUCGCACCGACUGUCACUACAGUAACCGACGGCGACAUCACCAUCAGCCCAGAAACAGGACUCACCACCAUCACCAUGGGGACCAUCACUGUCACCACCAUCACCAACCUGGCAACCCUAACACAGGCAACCCUGGCGUAACCACGGAGACGAGUGAAGACAGCGAAUCAGAGGACUGGGACGACAGGAACUCUGACCUCACGGCUCGACGACGAAGGCGAUUUGAGAGAACGCUGCUGCAAACCAGCGUUUUCACCUCCGCAGAAGAGUUGGAGCGAGCUCAGAGGGUUGAGGAGAGAGAGAGGAUCAUGGGAGAGAUCUGGAUGAAUGGACAGCCUGACGUCAACACCGUCACACGCAGCCUCAACAGAUACUACUGACAGGAACGGAGAACGAGAGGAAGAGAGUGAUGGAUACACAUACGGAUGGAAGAAGAGAAAAAUUAAGGAUAGGGAAAUGAUGCAAUUUUAGACAAUGUCGCAUUGAAGGGUGCGUGAAGCCUCCAAAUCAAAUCAAAUAGUAUUGGUCACAUACACAUAUUUAGCAGAUGUUAUUGCGGGUGUAGCGAAAUGCUUGUGUUCAGUAGUUGUGGAUAGAGACAAAUGGGAAUGGACGAGGGAGAGGACAAUGACCUCCAUCCCUCUGACACUGGGCACAGAACCAUGAGGUUUAGGGUGUGUCUGGCAGAGUGAUAUAGUGGUAAAGAAAUAGGUGGGUAUACGCUGAUCACCUUCGCGGUGAGUAAAGUAACGUUCCUUAUACUUUCAAUGCAUUUUCCCACAAAAAUUGCGCAAAAAUAAAAAAGGUCCGUGAACGUCUUUUACGUGCGUUCGCCCUCCACCACACCACUGGUCAGACAUGACACCAGGCUUACGCCAAUCUAAGCCUUCUGGGAGCUGUGAUGGGGAGGGAGAAAGUGCACACUUCACACUAGAGGAAAGAAGUAGGUAAUGAGGAUGCAGCAGCCUAAUAGCUGCCCAGGAUGGUUCCUCUGGAGUCAGCCCCCGCCCGAGACCUGAGGUGGAUGUUGUCAUCAACCCGUGUGUAAACUGUGACCUUCCUGACGUCCUCACCGUCACCGUUGACAACGGGCCCACAAUUCACAUCUAUGGAAAUCUCUGUUUUCCUGGCUGAACGUUCUGGUUUUUGUACUUGGUUCCAGACUGGUACUGACUUACACAGCACAGUUCACUACGAGGACAAGGACCACAGAGAAAACCUGUCAACUGGAAUGACAUUUAUUUUUUGCCUUCACUCAAUCUUCAUGUGUAUUGAAUUGAUUCACUGUUGUACUUUGUGGAUGAAUUCCUUUUUUUAUAAAAUAGCAACACUUUCUUAGUUUGUCUCAGGGAUGCUUUUAAGGGUUGUCGUUGGGGACAUGUUUUGUAUUUUGAAGAUGAUGCAACAAUCAUUCCUUAGAGAGACUGUGACUAUAAAACUGCGUCGGGUUUGGUUCGUCAGCAGGAGUGUGCACUCGUUAGGUAACUAGCACGGCUGUGUGCCUUGAACGUCGUCACGACUGCUCCAAUUCAGUCAGCUCCCGAACAGUGCCCUUCAGAUAACAACAAGUGCAAUACAGUCCCCGUACAGCCCUUAAAGAAGCCACCACCAUAUUGCUAACACCUAUCUUUUCCCUUCAGAUGUGAAACACUGAAGAGGUAGCUGGAGUCUCUACUAUAUGUGUUGCUUUUGGAGUGACGCGGGGUUGGUGCAACGCUACCGUGUGAUGUUUGUAAUCGGGUCAAUGGCGCAACACAACAGUGUUAUUAUCUCUGCAGUGUUUCUGGGUGUUUCCCCCUAGCUUGUCGUCUGUAUUAGAAAAGCUGCCUGUGAAGUGAAAAGUCUGUCUGAGAGAGAGAGGUUCUGGUAUGCAUCCUUCCUUCCUCCCUUCCUUGAGGUAAUCACAGAUCUGAGAGAGGUGUACAGGUGAAAACAGUAGGAUCGAGGCCUUGUUCUCACUUCUCCAGUCAAUACAGAUCAGGGAUUUCCUCAAGGAAGGGAGAAAAGAAGGAAAUAAACAUUGCAUUGAAGGAUCACUCCAACACACGGACCUUUUCUUGAAUAAUAAAACCCGUUGGAAACAAA